UGCGCGUUGUUCUGUGACCAUUCGCAGAAGAUCUAUAAAGUUGUCAAGAUGUACAAGUUCUUGUGUUUGUUGGCUUUAGUAGCCUUGCCCAUCGUUUGGAUCCAGGCAGACUGCAAUGUGUGUCAAUCGAAUGGAGCAUCCUGCAUAAACCAGACCGCGUAUAAUUUGUGCUUCGGCGGCACUGAGCCGAAUACCAACCAGACCUUCAUCUGCACCGACGGCCUGGUGUGCACGGACCAGCCUGUGAUUUGCUUCCAGCGGAGCGAAAAUCCCGCCAGUUGCGGGGACACGGACAGCUGUGGCCAGUGUGCUCCCAACUACACCUUCGCCUGCACCUCGCUUAACACUUUCGCCUUCUGCUUCGGUGCCACAACGCCCACAAGUGUCACGGGAAGCUGCCCAGAUGGCUACUUCUGCGACGCCUCCACUCAGGAGAUAUGCGUGACGAAGACCACUGAUGAUUCCAUUAUCUGCCACAAGAAUUAACAAAGCUGUGCUAUGUAAAUAUUUUGAGCCGGUGAGGACAGUCGUUUAUAUAACAAAACAUUACAAUUAUAAUAUGCCUCUCAACAUAUUAUUUGUAAUGCAAAUUUAAUUGUAAAAGCAAGUUGUAAUUUUAA
Messenger RNA from Drosophila biarmipes, 620 nucleotides. RefSeq lists its product as uncharacterized. The record is from RefSeq and is a predicted model, not a curated record. The coding region runs from base 49 to 486 and encodes 145 amino acids. NCBI's taxonomy places the organism in Eukaryota, Metazoa, Arthropoda, Insecta, Diptera, Drosophilidae. The transcript is spliced from 2 exons.